Molecule: messenger RNA, 387 nt
Organism: Alternaria conjuncta
Lineage: Eukaryota; Fungi; Ascomycota; Dothideomycetes; Pleosporales; Pleosporaceae
Exons: 2
Coding region: 1-387 (128 amino acids)
Biological process (GO): regulation of transcription by RNA polymerase II
Cellular component (GO): nucleus
Molecular function (GO): RNA polymerase II transcription regulatory region sequence-specific DNA binding; DNA-binding transcription activator activity, RNA polymerase II-specific
Source: RefSeq, a predicted model, not a curated record
AUGAACAUGCUUACCAUGCCGCCUGGCAUGGGCAAUAUCAACACUAUGAACACAUCUGCGCUGAUGACCAGAGAUUACUCUCAGUCUGGUUCUUCCUCGACAAGUCACAAGGAUCAGAGCUCAUCACCUUCUGAGCAAAUCUCGUCGUCCAAAUUGUCAUCUACAAAGAACAGCCCCAAGGACUCAGAACCCUCCUGCCGAGUUGAGAAGCGAAAGGCAAACACCCUUGCUGCCCGUCGCUACCGCCAAAAGCGCGUCGAUCAAAUGAGUACCCUCGAGGCCGAACUCAAGGAAGUCAAAGCCGAGCGGGACGACCUUAAAGUCCGCAACGCCAGGUUGGAGGGAGAGGUCGAGACGCUUCGUGCCCUGCUCCGUUCUCAGAAGUAA